CGGGGCGGGGCGGCGCAUGCGCGGGGCGAGAGGCCAUCCUGGAUCAUCUCCUCCUCCUCACGCCGGCGUGACCUCGGAAAGCUGCUGGCUCUUCAGAGGGAGAUGGAUUUCGAGAAUCUGUUUUCCAAGCCCCCCAACCCCGCCCUCGGCAAAACAGCAGCCGCGGACUCUGACGAAAGAAUCGAUGAUGAAAUAGAUGAUACAGAAGUUGAAGAAACACAAGAAGAGAAAAUAAAAUGGGAAGUAAAACUGGAGUGUGAGCACAUUCCCAAAAAAUGUAGGCACUUCAGAAAUUCUACAUCAUCAAAGAAUUUGCCACAUAGAAAAUCAAGAAGUAAGGACUAUGAUGUAUAUAGUGAUAAUGAUGUCUGCAAUCAGGAACCAGAAGAUAAUUUUGCUAAAGAGCUUCAACAGUAUAUGCAAGCUAAGGAAAUGGCAAAUGCUGCUCAAUCCUUACCAUUUCCUGAAGAAUCUAUGAAAAAAGAGGGAGUGAAGGAUACCCAGAAAGCUGUUAAACGAAAAAAAAAAAAUCUUAAAGCUGUUCAUAAGAAUGGUAAACAGAAGAAAAUGAAAAGAAAAUGGCCUGGCACUGGAGACAAAGGAUCAAAUGCUUCACUAAAGCACAGUGGCUCACAGAAACAGGAUGGUAAACCUAAAGAGAAGCAGCAUGUGAGAAUGAGUCAGGGAUUCAUCAACCAACACACAGUGGAACGCAACGGAAAGCAAAUUUGUAAAUAUUUUCUCGAAAGAAAAUGUAUUAAGGGAGACCAGUGUAAAUUUGAUCAUGAUGCAGAGAUAGAGAAGAAAAAGGAAAUGUGUAAAUUUUAUGUACAAGGAUAUUGUACCAGAGGUGAAAACUGUCUGUAUUUGCAUAAUGAAUAUCCUUGCAAGUUUUAUCAUACAGGAGCAAAAUGUUACCAGGGAGAAUAUUGCAAAUUUUCACAUGCUCCACUGACUGCUGAAACACAAGAACUCUUGGCUAAAGUUUUGGAUACUGAAAAAAAGUCAUCAUGAAAAUAAAAAGGUCCCAGAGAACCACUAGUAUUCUUUCAGUAAGGAUAGAUUUGUUUUACCAGUUCUAAAAUUUCGUGUAAGUAGAACCCCAUCCUGUGUACUCUUGUGCUUUGUGUUGUUGUGCAGUGCAGUAUUUUGUUUCAAGUUUCAUGAUUUUGCAUCUGUCAGUAGUGUGUUUCUUUUUAUUGCUGUGUUGUAUGCCUUUCCAUGGAUGUCCUUCAGUUUGUUUUUCUACUCAUCAGUUGAUGGAGAUUUGGCUAUUAUGAAUAAAGCUUCAGUGCACAUUUAUACUCAAGUCUUUGUGGCAGUACAAUUUUAAAUAAAAGGGAUUGUGCAGUUUCAUCCUAGAUUGUAAAGGGACUGCUAUUAAUAUUUACCCACUGACUACAAUGUGUGCUGUAAUUUUCUGGUAGAUACUCUUUAUUAGGUUAAGUAAAUACUCUUCAAAUUGUAGUUUGACAAAAGUUAUUGAGCUUUUUGUUAUGUUUUAUAAUCAUGAUGAAUAGAUGUAGAUAUUGGAUUUUUUGGAGUUCUUUUGAGAUAAUCAUAGGAUUUUUCUAUUUACUCUGCUAAUGUGACAAUUAUAUCUGUGGGUUUUUUUUUAUCUAUGGAUUUUAAAAAUGUUAAGCUACCCUUGAGUCCUUGUGAUAAACUAUGUUUUCUAAUUUAAAUUAAGAAUUUUUUCAAGUAUUAUGGCAUAAUGUUCAUGAUAUUCUCUUAAUGUCUGUAGUUAUAUCUUCCUUUUCAUUUCUUAUAAUUAUUUGUGUCUUCUAUUCCUGAUCAAUGGUUUGACAGUUCUAUAAAGAACUGUCUUUAUAAAGAACCAGUUUUGCUUUUGUUAUUUCUAUUUUAUAUUGAUUUUCCAUUUCAUUAAUUUCUGUUAUUAUAUCAUUCCCCUUACAUUCUUGGGUUCAUUUUGCCCAAAGAUUGGAUGUUAGCUUUUUUCUUUUCUAAUUCAUACAUCAACGCCUAUAAAUUCCCUUAAGGUACUAUUUUACUUGCAUCCCAGAAGUUUAUUUCUUUCAUUAAGUAUUUUUAAUCAAGGUAAUAUAUGCAGAUAGUUUUAAAACUCACAUGGUUUUACAAGGAUUACCAUGGGAAAAAAAUGACCAAAAAAAAAAAAACAUUCAUUUCAUGAUUAUGUCUGUAAAUACUGACAAGGCUUCCUAUAAAAUUCAGCACUCAUUCCUUAUUUAAAAAUAAACUCUACAGGCAAUAGGAAUGGAUGAACACUUUUUCUUUUGUUAUUAACUGUGGUAAAAUACAAGUAGCGUAAUAUUUACCAUCUUAACCAUUUUAAGUGUAUGACUCAGUGGUAUUAAGUACAUUCACAUUGUUGUGCAACCAUCCCUACCAUCCAUCUCCAUAACUCUUCAUCUUGUAAAACUGAAACUCUAUACCCAAUAAAUAAUAACUGCUUAUUCUCCCCUAAGCCCUUGGCAACCACUUGUUGUCUUUGAUUUCAACAACUGUAGGUACCUCAUGUAAGUGGAAUCAUAUAGUAUUUGUUUUUUUGUGACUGGCAUAUUUCAGUUAACAUAAUGUUUUCAAGGUUGAUCUAUUUUGUAGCAUACAUCAGAAUGUCCUUUUUAAGGUACAGUAAUAUUACAUUGUAUGUAUCUACCACAUUUUGUUUAUUCAUUCAUCUGUUGAUGGUUACUUGGGUUGCUUACAUGUUUCAACUCUUGUGAAUAAUGCUACUAUAAACAUGAUGUACAAAUAUCUUUUAUAAGCCCUGUUUUCAAUUCUGGGUAUAUACCUGAAGUGGAAUUUCUGGAUCAUGUGGUAAUUCUACGUUUAAUUUUUUGUGGAACCAGUGUUGUUUUUCCAUAGCAACUGCACCAUUUUGCAUUCCUACCAACAGUGCACAGGGUUCCAAUUUCUCAAGAUUCUAACCAAUUUUUAUUUUCUGGUUUUUUAUAGUAGCCAUCCUAAUGGGUGUGAAGUGGUAUGUCAUUGUAGUUUCAGUUUGCGUUUCCCUAAUGAUUAGUGAUGUUAGCAUCAUUUCAUGUGCUUAUUGGCUAUUUGUAUAUCAUUUUUGGAGAAAUUUAAAGGGCUUUUCAAGCGCUUUACCCAUUUUUGAAUUGAGUUACUAUUUUUUUUUUUUUUGAGAUUUAGAAGUUCUCUAUAUAUUCUGGAUAAUAAUCACUUAUGAACAUAUGAUUUGCAAAUAUUUUCUCCCAUUCUGUAGAUUGCCUUUUCCCUCUGUUGAUAAUGUCCUUUGAUGCACAAGAUUUAAAACUUUUUCAUGAGUCCAAUUUUCUUUUGCUACCUGUGCCUUUGGUGUCAUAUUCAAGAUAUCAUUGCUGAAUCCAAUGUUAUAAAACUUUUAUCCUAUAUUUUCUCCUAAGAGUUUUAUCAUUUUAGUUCUUUAGGUCUUUGAUUCAUUUUUUUUGAGUUAAUUUUUAUAUAUGGUGUUAGGUAAGGUCCAGCUUCAUUUUUCGCAUGUGAAUAUCUAGUUUUCCCAGCACCGGUUGUUUAAAAAGACUGUCAUUUCUCCCAUUGAAUGGCUUUGGUACCCUUGUCAAAAAUCAUUUGGCCAUAUAUUCAAAGGUUUAUUUCUGGGCUUUGUGUUGUGUUCCUUUGGCUUAUAUGUCAUAUCAGUACCACACUGUUUUAAUUAUUGUUUUGAAAUAAAAAAGUGUGAGCCCCAAGCCUUGUUCUUUUUCAAGACUGUUUUGGCUAUUUGGAACCCCUUGAGAGUCUAUGUGAAUUUUAGGAUGGAUUUUUUUAUUUCUACAAAAAAUACUGUGAUUUUGAUAGGGAUUGCAUUGAAACUGUAGAUUGCUUUGGGUAGUACUGACAACAGUAUUGUCUUCCUAUCCAUGAACAUGGGGUGUCUUUCCAUUUAUUUAUGUCUUCUUUAACAUCUUUCAGCAAUGUAUUAUACUUUUCUUUAUGCAAGUCUUUCACCUUAUUGGUUAAUUCCUAAGACUUUUAUUCUUUCUGUGGUUUAGUAAAUGUAACUGUUUUCUCAAUUUCCUUUCGAUUGUUGUUAGUAUAUACAAAUGCAACUGAUUUUUGUGUAACAACUUUGUAUCCUACUGCUUUGCUGCAUUUAUUUUUUAGUUCUAACAGUUUUUUUGUGAAAUCUGUAGUUUUCUACAUAUGAGGUCAUUGGGUGGAUGUUUUCUUAACAUGAUAAAAUGUUAUACCUUAAUAAGAAAGCUAACAUCAUACUUAAUAGGGAUACAGUAGAGGCAUUUCCACUCAAAGAGUUUGUAUUCCAUGGGACUGUCUAGUUUCUAGAAGUUAAAUGGAAUUCCCCUCUGAAAACAUCUGUAUCUGGUACCAGUUUCCUUUAAAAUGUCCUUGAUGAAGCAGUAGAAAUUAUUAAUGUUAUUAAAUCUCAAUUCCUCAGUACAUGUCUCUUAAGCAUUAUGUUUAGCAAAAUGGAAAGACGUGUAAUAGAUUUCUACAUAUUGAAGUGUACUUGUUUCCAAGGAAAUCACUUGUGCUGUUAUCUUAGUUGCAAGCUGAAUUGCCUUCAUUUUUUCAUGAAUACUCUUUUACGUGAGAGAACAGCUGAGAAGCAAACUGGUUUUAUUCUAUGUGGGUGUUUGGCUGGCAGGCACUUUUUCACAAAUCAGUGAAGUGAGCCUGUCACUUCAGGGAAAACAACUGAAAAUAUUUGUUAUCAAUGAUAAAAUGCUGGCUUUUGAGUGAAAAUUAAAAUUUUGAAACAUGUGAUCUGCCUCUGAGCUUGAAACCUUUCUUGUGCCUAAAGACUUUUUGGUGAGAUUGGUUGAUGAUACUAAAGAAUAUGAUUUUUAAAAUACUGUAUAAUGAAACAUUUGAAAGAACUAGAUAAGUUAGUAAGCUAAUGUUUUCCAAGUAAAGUGUAUGAUGUUACAUAAUUAUGCAUGGGUAAAAAACAUCCAUCCAACCUACAAUAUAGUAGAAAAGUGGGUUUUACUAUAACAGUAGAAAAAGUUCCUUGAUGUGGUUUCAGAUUCUGCAUUGCAACUAGAAAUUUGUUUGCAUUUGCUUUUAAUAUUCAUUUGCCCAUCACUUUAUUUUUAGCUUUUCUGAGUAAGUUUUCAGUUUGUUUCUUAUAUGGAGCAUAUGAUUGGUUUUUCUCUGUAAACCAUACUAAAGUUCCUUUUUUCUUUUGAUAAGUGAGUUAAGCCCACUAACAUUUAUUGAAAUGACUGAGCAUUUGGUAUAGCUUCUAUCAUUAUGUUACAGUUACUGUGUCUAUUAUGUUAUAGUUGUGUGUUUUCCCUAUAGUUUUUUUGCUCUUUAAUAAAUUUUACUAUCUUUACCUCAAUUUUAUUCUUUUCCCACUUUUAUCCAAUAAUCCUUACUAAAUUUCCAUUCAAAUCUGUCCUGUCUUGCAAUAUACUUUUCUUUUUUGAUAGUAUAUUUUUUCCCCCAUCAUUUCUGAGGUCAGUCAACUCUCGUUUCAUUACUUCCAUUUUUUGUUCAAUUUUGGUCUUAAUUUUUAAUUUCAAUUCAUUUUUUCAUAUUCCUAAUAAACAGGUUUUUAAUUCAGUUUGGAUUUUUUUUUUAUAGUUUUUUUCUGCUGCAUGUUACUUUUGUGAGAGAGGAAUGGGGGUGGCUAAGUUGUUAAUUUUCACCAGUUGAUGUGUUUUUGUCUGUUUUCUUCCAUAGUUUUGUGUUGGUGAAGAAUGCUGUGUCUGUGCCUGUUCAAGACUGUUAAUUUGGAGUGGUUUACAAGUUCCUCAUUUAAAGUGCCCUCUUGUGUCCUAAGGAUGAUGUGCAAAUCCUUUAAUGGAUGGUGCUGGGGGACAGAAUCUAGUGUAUAACUGAAGGGGUUGAUCUUCAAGCGAGAUGGUCCAGCCAUUGCAGUGGGAGAGAAGCACAUGUUGCAGAGAUGCUGGCUGGCAGGUAAACGUGAUGAAUUGCAGAAGUCUUUUUUGAUGAGUUCUCUCUAUAAAAUUGGAAGCAGAGUUAGGCUGAGAGGAUGGAUGAAGAGGUGAGGAGAUUUGAAGAGAGACAAUUGUUAGAUUUCUCUAGGAAGAUUUUGGGAUAAUAGAUGAUGAAUAUACAGUUACAUCUUUUCAUGCCAUUAAAUACAUUCAGAACAUAUUUUUAACAGUUGCUCACAAUUUUAUUUUGUGGCUGAAAUGAUGGUUCUGUGAUUUCUAGCCAGUUUCCUGUUGUUGGACAUUUAAAUUGUUUCUAAUUUCUUACUAUUAUAAAUAAAAUGGAAUAAUGUCUCUUGCUAUACCACUCCUAAA
Manis pentadactyla (Chinese pangolin) is the source of this 6218-nucleotide messenger RNA. It is a transcript of the gene ZC3H8, whose product is annotated as zinc finger CCCH-type containing 8. Gene Ontology annotation, biological process: negative regulation of DNA-templated transcription. The transcript is spliced from 9 exons. Lineage: Eukaryota; Metazoa; Chordata; Mammalia; Pholidota; Manidae. Gene Ontology annotation, cellular component: nucleus. Gene Ontology annotation, molecular function: metal ion binding; RNA binding. The record is from RefSeq and is a predicted model, not a curated record. Bases 103 to 1014 code for a protein of 303 amino acids.